AUGGCGACACAGCCAAAGAGCGGCGUCCAAUCUUCAAUCCACAAGCGUCCAUCUCAUUUUCGUGGAAACGAGGAUGAUUCUCGUCAAGAUUCCUCCCCUUUUUCCGUUAUCGGAAUUGCGUUGGUGGUCGAUCAACGAGGAAAGGGGGCCCGAAUGGUAUUGCGCUAUCCCACAUCGCCUGUGCAGUUGGAGGACGAGGAUAUUUUCUUUCGACUUGAGUCAAGGCAAAUGGCCAAGCUCUUUCGACCAAAGCCAUCCUUAUGCGGCCAACCGAUGACGCUAUCGGUUGGUGGAACCGUCUUUUGUUGUCGAGCAGUGCUAAUGCAAGACGAUGUAUUGGGAUCCAGCAAUCCAGCUCCAGAAGUUUUCGAGGAUGGCCACGAUGACAGCGACGACCUAGUUUUGUUUAGCGUGGUUGUGGCACUAGCGCCGCAGAUUAAAACGACGUCCCUUCCCAUCACGGGAUGGUUUGAGAGCAACGCCCGGGAAAAAAUGAAACAACAUAGACAGUCACAGAUUCAUAAAUCACUGUCGAUGCUUGAAGGCAAAUUCGCUGCCAGCAGCCAUGGUGGCAAGGCAUCAGCGUCGUUUCUCAGUAUACGUCGGGUACAUGUUUCUUUGACCCGACUUUGUCGGGCAUUGGAACGCGAAGAACGUCGUUGUCGAUACGUUUCUCUUCAAGCCAACUUGUUUCAUCAGCUCCGGCACGAUUUGUACAAGAAGUACCAAGAACACGUCAAGACUUCGAAGCCACAAACCACGGCGGCCGCAGUAAGUCCCGUUUCUAUGACUUCCAAAACGCUGCCCAAUGACCGAUCGAACGCAAUGCGGCAUCGUCGGAGUAACUCAUUCAUUAGUGUACCGUAUGAUCAUCGUUCUGAGACGACCAUGUCUUUGAGGAACCACAUCACAAGUGCUGCUAAUGCUUGCGCUGAAGCAGACAAAGACCUUGAUGCCGUUGAAAAAGAACAGGAAUUAUUGGAAAUAAUGGUAGCUGCAAAUCCUCCAGCGCACUCCGAUACCGGUUUUGCACACCAAGGAAAUUUGGCUCGAGAACUCUUGCAAACGUAUCAUGCACUAGCCCGGAAUAAUGACUUCCCUCCUACAGCACUCGAUAUAUUGACGUCCCGUGAAGCAAUUGUUUACGUCAAUAGACAUGUUGCAGUUGCUAUUGAAUCCGUCCGCCUCAUACACAAUUUGUCCUGCGACACUAAGUUUGUGGUCCGUCCUUUCGAAACCUUACUUUUUCCAUACUCGUCGCCGUCCCAGUUGCUUGAAUCUAUGCUCGGUGGCGUAAAAGGAAAUCCCGGUACAAUGCCCCACCGUCUGCAACAAUUAUUGCUGCGAAUGAAUCCGCAAAAACCCCUUAGCGAAAUUGCCAUGGAAGCCAGCGUCCCACUACAGACUGCAACAGAGAUCGCGACUCAUUUGGUGGGGCAGGGGGCAUGUGUCGUGUCGCCGAUCCUUUCUCCAUCCUGUCGGCUUGCAUGUGUUCAUGUAGAUCAAAUACAUAGCUCAGGCUUGGCGUUUUCCCACCACUUUGGACCGGAAGUGCCAAUAUUUUUGGUGGUCAGUGUAUUAACGGAUGCGGAACGAACGCUAGGGGAAUCUUUGAAACUGGUGUCGUCGUCAGGGGCGAGAAGGACAUCGAGCUGUCCAGCGCGCAUACUUUCGGAAUGCAUCCGGAACUCUCUUCCGCAUCGGGUAGCUCUAGUUUCGAGUGUUCCAACCUCGGACAUAUCUCCGGUUGUGGCGGGCACCUAUGGGGAUGGCUCUGUCGAUACGAUAGGUCAGGAAAGGCGACGAGAGAUGGAAGAAGUCGAAAAACGCCUCUUCCGCAUGGCAACCUGGCUACGGGCACACAAAGUACUGGUUCAUCUGCAGGAAUUUUUAAUCUCCGUGCCACCAUCUUCGCAACAUUCGGAAAGUAAGGAAACGAAACCCGAGAAAGAAGAUCAUGAGAAUGAGGAGAAGGUGGAUAGUGGUGCUCGGCCAGUCGAGCCUCUAGCUGAUGAUCUCUUGUACCAAGAGCUAGAGGAUACUGACUGUCUGCAAGGCCAAAUAUCAUUGCAAGAAUGUGCCUGGAGACUAGGGUUUGAAAUUACAAAGCUCCGAAUGAUGGCCCAACGGCACGACCGCAUUCGGAUAGUGAUUCGAAUAGCAGAGAUUGGGGAUGACCAACACGACGAUGCCUGA
Messenger RNA from Phaeodactylum tricornutum CCAP 1055/1, 2196 nucleotides. RefSeq lists its product with no specific name. NCBI's taxonomy places the organism in Eukaryota, Bacillariophyta, Bacillariophyceae, Surirellales, Neidiaceae. The coding region runs from base 1 to 2196 and encodes 731 amino acids. Gene Ontology annotation, cellular component: GATOR1 complex. The record is from RefSeq and is a predicted model, not a curated record. Gene Ontology annotation, biological process: cellular response to amino acid starvation; TORC1 signaling; positive regulation of autophagy. The transcript has a single exon.